Messenger RNA from Maudiozyma barnettii, 2100 nucleotides. It is a transcript of the gene FRE8, whose product is annotated as putative ferric-chelate reductase. Gene Ontology annotation, cellular component: plasma membrane. The transcript has a single exon. The coding region runs from base 1 to 2100 and encodes 699 amino acids. The record is from RefSeq and is a predicted model, not a curated record. Lineage: Eukaryota; Fungi; Ascomycota; Saccharomycetes; Saccharomycetales; Saccharomycetaceae.
AUGAGGGGUAUAAGUGAUAUACUUUAUUUUUGGUCGACCCCAAGAAUGCCUUCCUUUGAUAAUGAUGUGGAUAAAGAAGUAAGGACGAAAUUAGUCAAUAAGUAUGCUAAGGUCUGUUUUCUGUUUUCCAUAAUGUUAGUAUGCGUUAUAGUACCUUUAUGGUAUACAUUAUCAGUCACAUUCACAUUUUUCAAAAUUGAACAUAGAUUCAAACAUCACAUAUUUAAACGAAAUACAUGGUAUCAUCGUAUACCUUUAUACCAUAAUACUUCAUUACGACAUUGUCUGUUUUGGUGUACUGUCUGUACGGUAGCCGUUAUGCAUCAUACCAGUUAUGAUUUAUUGCAAAUCACUAAAAGACUAGGAAGGGUUGCAGUCGCUUUGAUGCCUCCUUUGCUAUUUGUAACAUUAAGACCCUCUCCACUACCACGUACGUUAUAUCUUCGUAUUUUACCAAUUCAUAAAUGGAUCUCAAGAGUCGUUGUCCUGGCGUCCCUUUUGCAUAGCAUAUUUUAUGUGUGUUACAUGGUCACAAAAGGUGUAUUUUGGGUUAAAAUUAAAAAAUUACCUAAUAUAUAUGGUGUACUGGCAAUGGUUCUGUUUUUUGUCAUUGGUUUUACAUCUAUAAGGAAAUUUAGGAUAUUGAACUUCCGCUUAUUUUAUUAUAUUCAUUAUAUUUCAACAUGGUUAACUGUGAUACUUAUCCAUUUCCAUGCAAGACCGGGUGUUCCAUAUUAUACAGUAAUGAACUGUCUCAUAUUGAUGUAUCAGAUUGGAUAUAGAUUAUAUCAUACUAAGAUGACAAAAAUGAUCGUAACGCCAAUAUCACCAACACUUUCGUUACUUGAAUUUCCAAUGAAGGACUUAGUUAACAAACCAAUCUUACCAUCAGGACAUGUAAGAAUUAGUCGAUAUGAUCCAAACUUUGUUAAAAGGGUAUUGUUCCAGUUGGUCCCAUUCCAACAUCCUUAUACAAUCGCUAGUUUGCCAGAUGAAAAUAUGGUUAGACUUAUUGUAAGAAAAGGGCAUUUUAAAUUAAAAAAUGGUGGUUCUUAUUAUGUUACAGGAGCAUUUGAACCGAUUAUUAAUUUCUUGGGGAGACCGAAGAAUGUUCAACAAUUCCUUAACAAUCAAAAAAAAAGAACUAACCCUUUCCAAGUUACAUCCUUGGGAUUAAUUCAUUCUCCACUGCAUUAUGUAGUUAAUGCUAGGCGUGUAUUGAUUUGCGUUGGUGGUUCUGCGAUAGCUUUUGGUUUACCUUUAUUAAGAGUACUGAAUUUCAAUGGUAUUAUUGUGAGACUGAUAUGGGUUAUUCGUGAUUUCAGAGAUUUGAAAUUAUUAGAGUUAUUUAGAAAUAAUUUUGAAGGUAUGGAAAUAUAUAUUAGUGGAGAUUUUGGAAGUGAACAAGAUAUCCAACUUGAUUAUGAUGACCGGAUGAAUGAGGUUGUCAACGAGCCAUCUUUAAUAUCAGGAAACAAUGAAAAUUGUUCGUUACUCGCCUCAUCUAACAAUCAGGCGUACGGUUCAACAAGAUCUGGACAAGUGAACGAAACUGAGGAACAUCAGGAAGUUGAUGAGAUAGAUUUCACAAAUUCCUUUAGGAUUAAAACUAAUAGAUCAAAAUCUCAAUUACGCUUGGAUAACAAAUUAACUGAGUCUCAACAAAAAAAUGCAGCUGGUAGUGCAUUUAGAAGAGAUGUUUUAUUAGGCCCAAUCGCUUGUAAUCAUGGUGGGUGUGACCACGAAAGUGGUUGUAAUGAUGAUCAUGAUAAUGAGGAUGAGGAUGAUGAUGAAGAAACGUUGUCAAACGGUACAGGGGCUGACGAACAAAUUAAGAUUCCGCCUGGCGUGAAGAUAUAUUGCGGUAGGCCUAAUCUAGAUGAACGUGAUUAUGCCUGGUGUCUAGAGCAAGAAUGUGACACCUCCCUUGACGAUGAUGAGUGCUGUCAAAACAGAUAUGAUGGGUCUCUUAAUGCAAAUGUAGAAAAACUAUCACAAGUAUGGGUUAUUGCAGCAGGACCAGAUGGGUUAGUAGAAAGCACGCGGCAUUGGGCUACAGAUGGUGGUCUACAUUUUCAUGCAGAAAGUUUUGCAGUAUAG